AUGACGGUCGUGAUCAAGUGUAGCCUCGAUUUUAAGCACAAGAGGAUAACAUAUUUGAACAGGGAUUACGUCAAUUUAGAUAAUUUAAAAUUAAAAUUACAGCAGGCUUAUUCUUUAGGCAAGGAUAGCUUUAGUGUCGUCUAUAUAGACGAUGAUGGCAUAUACACUACCCUGCGAACAGACGACGAUCUCGAUGAGUGUUUAGAGUAUUUUGGUAGUGAUGAUGGAAAUAUUACCUUGAAUUUAGAAAUCCUAGUUGAUUACGAUGGUCCUAGCUUAUCUGAUACGAACUCUAUCAAUACGAGCGCAUACAACUCCUCUGAUAGCUCAGAAUCUAUAAAGUAUGGCGUGAAAGACGCUGACAAUUGUUCGAUUUCAUUAUCACAAUCUUCCUCUGAGAAAUCAUCAAAGAAGUCAUUCAGUUUGCGUUCCAGUUUGUCAAAGCUAUCGAUAAAGUACAAAGAACAAGGCAAAAAGCUGGCAGGAAAACCAAAGAACAGUAAAGCAUCCUCCUCAAACCAUAACACCAAUAUAGACACCUUCUCAGACUCACCCACACAUCGUCAGCAUGGGAAUGAUGAGGAUGAUACAAUCUCAGAAGCCACUCAUAACCCAUUCAAACCAUCAGAGAGCACUCCCAGUUUGAAUUCAUCUAUUGGUCUAUCGAAUAAGUUGGAAUUAGCUGAUGAAUCUGAUGGUCCGGAUAGAGGUGAUCUCGCAGCUAGGUGGUUUGCUGACCAAUCAGAACGAGCAUUACUUGCAACAUUUGGAACACAACUAGCUCCAUCUGAAACUACGGCCACAUCGGACGAUUACGCUAGCAGUUUCGAUAGUGACGCCGUAGCACUUGAAUUGGAACAAGAUGGGAAGGGUUCGUAUAGAUAUACCCUAACGGGUUCAAUGGACGGAAUGUUUAUCAAUAACGAUGAGCCAUUCUGUAGCAGUUGCAACAAACCACUAGAUAAUCUCCGAUAUAUUUGCACCAGCUGCGGCGUAUCCAGUUGCGAAUUCUGUCCAGAAUGCAUCGAAGGUGCAGGCGCGGUACACGCUAUAGAGAACACACCAAAGCAUGCGUUUAGGGAGUGUCUCCGGAGUGAUCAAGGGUGGAUAAACGUCGAUUAUGGUAAUGACCGCAGUUGCUCAAUCUGCAAGAGCGUCCUUGCUGUAGACUUCAAAUGCGUGAGUUGCCAAUCACUCAAUUUGUGCAGGAGAUGCUGGAGCAGCGUUAGAGAUAUACAUCCAUCGCACGCUUUCUUGGAAUUACCACCUUCAGAUACGGACUUCAGUAAUCAUCAACUUCGUCAAAAGCGAUCUGUGGCCUCUAAUGCUCAAAUUAGAGAGUCUUAUUCGAAACUACAGUCGCGUUCUCAGAUUGCGGGCACCUCGAGUGGUUCACUGCCAACCACUAAUCGAACUAAUGGAAACGAGCAGCAUAAUCGUAAACACCAAAAUGUGUUUUGUCAUAAUUGUUUAGGAGAUAUAGUCGGUCCAAGAUUCCACUGCGCAGUUUGUGCGAUCUACGAUUUAUGUCAGGACUGCGAGAGUCUAGGUGCAGCUAAUGGAAAUGGACAUGAUGGAACACACAUCAUGAUGAAGAUACCAGUACCAUUAUCUAAUGAUGAAGUACAACAAGUUUCCGCACGCGCUAGAAGAAUGUGGGAUAAUGACCGUAAUGACACACCAACUUCACAGACUGAUAACGAACAACUACGUAAUCUGCAGCCAAGGAGGAGAGCUUCAAAGAGGAGGCCUGUAAAUCAUGGCGUUCAAUGUAAUGGAUGCGUUAACAAUAUCAUAAAAGAAAGAUACGCUUGCUUGCAUUGCGCUGGAGCAUACAACCUUUGCGGAGAAUGCGAGAAUAUGUCGUAUAUUCUUCACGACCCAUUUCAUAUUUUCCUCAAACUUGAGCAAAAAUUGAAAGAACCUGGAUUAAAGGAAAUGGGGGAUGCUUUGCCAAUACUAUACAAGAUUCCAGCUGGUAAUCCAUCGAAUAGUUUACACGUAUCACCUUUGCCUUCAACGUUGGGCGGACCUAACGAGUAUUUGUCUACAAUUAAACAUCAAAAGGUCGUUUGCGAUAGGUGCAUGGAACCAGUAUUAGGUAAAUGGUUCAGAUGUGUGAAUCUAGCUGGUAGCUACGACCUUUGUUCAACAUGUGAACCGAAUGACAGUCAUAAAGAAGAACAUAUUUACCUCGUCAUUAAAAGUAUAGUCGAUAUGGAAUUGUUUGGUGAUGUCGCACAAAUUGGUAGUAUACAAGGUAAAGCCCUACUACCUGGAUUGAGUUACGCGACGUGAAUAAAGGAAAACUAAUAAUACAAUAACUUUAUAGUAGAAGCUAUAAAGAGACUUUAGGAGCGUUGUCGUUUCGCCUCUUCGUUUAUAUCACUCGAUGAGAUAAUAUCAUCAAUCGAGCGCUUAGAAUUGUUAACAGUUGGUUGUACUUGUAAAGAAUAGUGUAAUUGUUCUUGCUCGAAUGGGUUCAUUGUAUUGUGUGGUUUCUCAGGCUCCUGAUUGAGUAUAUGCGCGAAACGGUCGUGUUGUAUCGUGUUAACUGGCAAUUGUUCUGCUUCAUUUCUCAGGUAUUGUGGAUC
Messenger RNA from Wallemia mellicola CBS 633.66, 2594 nucleotides. RefSeq lists its product as hypothetical. Lineage: Eukaryota; Fungi; Basidiomycota; Wallemiomycetes; Wallemiales; Wallemiaceae. The record is from RefSeq and is a predicted model, not a curated record. Bases 1 to 2298 code for a protein of 765 amino acids. Gene Ontology annotation, cellular component: amphisome; aggresome. Gene Ontology annotation, biological process: endosome organization; mitophagy; aggrephagy. The transcript has 5 exons. Gene Ontology annotation, molecular function: protein kinase C binding; K63-linked polyubiquitin modification-dependent protein binding; zinc ion binding.